Exophiala xenobiotica is the source of this 984-nucleotide messenger RNA. RefSeq lists its product as uncharacterized. The transcript has a single exon. Lineage: Eukaryota; Fungi; Ascomycota; Eurotiomycetes; Chaetothyriales; Herpotrichiellaceae. Gene Ontology annotation, molecular function: oxidoreductase activity. The record is from RefSeq and is a predicted model, not a curated record. The coding region runs from base 1 to 984 and encodes 327 amino acids.
AUGCGAGUGAGUGUCCAACAGGCCGAAGACCUAGCCAACCAGGCCCUCCAAAAGCUAGGGUACAGUUCGGAAGACACAGCUCUUAUAUCUCACCAUCUCAUCGACAGUGAGCUCCGUGGCUAUGGCAUUGCAGGACUUGCACGAAUUCUCAGCAUUGCGGAUAAGCUGGGAGGAAGACAGCCACCAUCUCAUAUCGAAGUAACCAGGGAGUCACCAACUUCGGCACAACUGAAUGGUCAUGACACUCUCGGAUAUCUGGUGGCUCACAAAGCAACAAAAAUUGCAAUUGAGAAAGCCAAAGCUUCCGGAGUAUCAGCUGUAGGAGCCAAUGGCACCUACUACACCGGCAUGCUCUCAUAUUACGCGGAAAUGGCAGCGGCGGAAGACCUCGUUACCAUCAUCGCUUCGAAUUGUACUCCGUGGGUAGCACCAGAAGGUACAUACAAACCUCUUGUGGGUACGAAUCCGUUCUGCAUAGGUGUGCCGACCGAAGGCGUUCCCAUCAUUUACGACAUUGGCACAUCGAGGAUCAUCCAUGCGCAAGUUAUGUUGGCCAGGCGGAAGGGCGAACAGCUUCCCCCGGAUACGGCCUAUGAUGAGCAUGGGGAGAUGACCACGGAUCCCGAGAAGGCGUUGAAGGGUGCUCUGACAGUUUGGGGAGGGGCAAGAGGCAGUGGCCUGGCUGUUGCCGUCCAACUUCUGGGGAUACUCGCUGGCUCUCCCGCGUUGCCUCCUAACCUGGAAGAUUUUGGAUAUUUUAUCAUGGUCAUUGACCCUGCCAAAUUCAGACCGAUGGGCGAUUUCAAAAGAGAGGUUGGAAAUCUGGUAGAGGCUUUCCACUCAGCUCCGUCCAUGUCAGGGAAUGCUCUGAGAAUGCCUUUCGAGCGUUCAAAUCGGAGACGAGCAGAGAUCAAGGCAGGUGGGGUUCUGGAAGUCGACGAUGUGGUGGUUAAUAGACUGGAAAAACUUAUCAAGGGUACCUAA